AUCUACGUCGGAAAUGGUGUUUAUUUCCGCGAUCUUGUCGCUAGUUUAAGCUGUGCUGCUUCAUUAGUAGCGAGAGCAGUUCAACGGGCUGACAAUUAACACCGUAUAACAGAACACUAUGAAUCAAGAGAAGCUCGCCAAACUUCAAGCUCAGGUCCGGAUAGGUGGAAAGGGGACGGCCCGCAGGAAGAAAAAGGUUGUUCACAAAACAGCAACAGCUGAUGACAAGAAACUCCAGGGCUCGCUGAAGAAACUGGCUGUGAACAACAUCGCAGGAAUAGAGGAGGUCAACAUGAUAAAAGACGACGGGACGGUGAUCCACUUCAACAACCCCAAAGUUCAGGCGUCGCUGUCUGCCAACACCUUCGCCAUCACGGGCCACGCCGAGACCAAACAGCUGACGGAGAUGCUGCCGGGCAUCCUGAGCCAGCUGGGAGCCGACAGCCUCACCAGCCUGCGCAAGCUGGCCGAGCAGUUCCCACGGCAAUCAAUGGAAAUGAAGGCAGUCAAGGAGGAAAAUGAAGAAGAGGAGGACGAUGAUGUACCAGAUCUCGUGGAAAACUUUGACGAAGCCUCAAAGAACGAAGCAAACUGAUGAGUCUGUUAGUCCCUUUACUCCCACUUCAGUCAACCGUUUUUAAUUUUCUUUUUUUUUUCUUUUUACCUCUUUUUGGACUCACAAAGGGCAUUUUCCUCUUGUGGGGAAACGGUUGUUUAAGGUGCAGUGCAUCAUCUCCAGAGAGCCUCUUCAGUUUAACCCGCCACAACAACAACAACAGCAUCCGCACAGGUUUUGAUUUCAGUAGGCGGUCACAUUAUGGACACACUCAGAAACAAGGGUCUGCACGACUCUUUCCACCCAACAGACUGAAACUCCUCUAGAAAUAAGCUUCUCGUAUAAUAAAAGGGGCUAGUAUUUAAGAGAUUGUUUAUUAAAUUACAAUAAAUGAUUCACCUAACGUUAUAGUGGUGACUAUGAAUUUAAUAAAAAGGUUUUUGGGCUAUUGAUGUUUCUCUUUAUUUACUUGACUUAUACCGAUUAGUUUCAGCCGCUGGAAUAAUUAAACGACGUUACGGUGUCCUCCCGCAUGUCUUCUACAGAUGGCAGUUUUAAAGACGAGGGCUUUACGUCUUUAUUUGUCACGUUUUUGUAACUGAUGGUUAUUAUUUUAUAAGUGGAAUAAACAGAUGAGCCU
This is a messenger RNA of Mugil cephalus (flathead mullet), 1196 nucleotides long. RefSeq names its product transcription factor BTF3 homolog 4-like. Bases 119 to 595 code for a protein of 158 amino acids. Lineage: Eukaryota; Metazoa; Chordata; Actinopteri; Mugiliformes; Mugilidae. The record is from RefSeq and is a predicted model, not a curated record. The transcript has 6 exons.